AUGUACUAUCCCCAGAACGCACACACCUUCUACCCAGGUCACCAUCCGCAGCCUGGGUCGCCUCCGGCUCGCGGUCCACAGGGGGGAGAGGGUGGCCCCUACCCUAAUGGUAACCUUGUACCCUAUCUUAACCAGCACUCGGGCGACGCAGGCGAUAUGGGCGCCAGUGCCCCGCAGCUGGAUGCGUUCUAUAUUCAGCAGCCGCCAGGCUCCUUUGCCGUGCCGCUCGACGUGCCUGACGUGAACGCAUACGGGCAUCCGCCGGGCGCAUUGCCACCUGGCAUUCCUAUGCGUGGUCCGCCCAACAUGGCGAAUUGGGGCGCACCGUCACGCCAGUCGCCCGCCUCGGCCGGUCCGCACGACGGCCCGCACGACGAGGCCGAGAUGCUGCACGGUGCCCAUGGCUAUCCCCCCGCUCUGGGCGAUGCACAGGCCCGCAAUAUGGCGCAGCCCAUGUACGGCCGCGGAAACGAGGCGCACCGUCAAAUGCUGAUGGAGCAAGAGGCCGCUGCGCGGGGCGCGCGGGGCGCGCCGCUUCCGAAGCGGCGACGCACGAGCCCGAUGCCGUUUGGCGAGUCCAACGCAGACCUCUUGUCACGUUUCCGCGGCGCGCCCCAAGGCGUGCGUGGUGGGCCCGGUGCGCCGCCAAACGCACGGAUGGGCCGCCGCGAUGUCGACGGUGCGCACGACCCUUCCGGCCUGUCGGAGCUGCUGCCCGGUGCGGAGGAGGGCGGUGCGCCGUCGGGUGACCUGGCCUCGUGGAUUUUGGGGCCGGACGAGCAGCAGCGCAACGCGCACUUUGCGAUGCCUGAUGCUGCGGCGUACUACCGCCAGAACAGCAUGGGCCAGCCACAAGGGAUCCGCCUGGAUAUGCCCGGCCUCGCGCAGGGCAACCAGGCGAUGGAUCCGAGCAAGGGCUUGACGCCGUUGCGUUCGCAUGCGCCCAACUCUGACGACGAACCGCUCUAUGUGAACGCGAAGCAGUACCAGCGCAUCUUGAAACGCCGCGUUGCGCGUGCGCGUAUGGAAGAAAAGCGCCGCCAGAUGUGGCUCAUUGCGCUCAAGCAGCGCGAAGGCCAAAAGAACGGCGGCAAUGCGGACUUGUCGGAGGAGUGGGUCUCGGGCUUGCUGGCACUCGACGAGGAGGCCAAGAAGCCUUACUUGCACGAAUCGCGUCAUAAACACGCGAUGCGACGUCCGCGCGGACCGGGUGGACGCUUCCUCACCACCGAGGAGAUCCGCAAGCGCGACGACGAAGAGGCCGCGCGCAAGGCCCAGGAGGAGGCCGCCGCCCCGAGCGCCGACGCGCCCGCGGACGAAACGUCGUAG
Messenger RNA from Malassezia japonica, 1329 nucleotides. RefSeq names its product Transcriptional activator (gene HAP2). The coding region runs from base 1 to 1329 and encodes 442 amino acids. Gene Ontology annotation, molecular function: DNA-binding transcription factor activity, RNA polymerase II-specific. Gene Ontology annotation, cellular component: CCAAT-binding factor complex. The record is from RefSeq and is a predicted model, not a curated record. NCBI's taxonomy places the organism in Eukaryota, Fungi, Basidiomycota, Malasseziomycetes, Malasseziales, Malasseziaceae. Gene Ontology annotation, biological process: regulation of transcription by RNA polymerase II. The transcript is spliced from 2 exons.